Messenger RNA from Crotalus tigris (Tiger rattlesnake), 2094 nucleotides. RefSeq names its product tektin 5 (gene TEKT5). The record is from RefSeq and is a predicted model, not a curated record. Gene Ontology annotation, cellular component: Golgi membrane; sperm flagellum; microtubule cytoskeleton. Gene Ontology annotation, biological process: protein secretion; cilium movement involved in cell motility; cilium assembly. Lineage: Eukaryota; Metazoa; Chordata; Lepidosauria; Squamata; Viperidae. The transcript is spliced from 12 exons. Bases 692 to 2032 code for a protein of 446 amino acids.
AUUAUGGGCUGGCACGAGGCCGUGUACAAAGCAGGGAGAGAGAAUUCCCUGCGCAAAGCGGGUCUGGGAAACGCUGAGUGCAGAAACGGGGCAAAACAGACAAGGUGGCAGUCGGAUGUGGGAGCAGCUUAUUUUGAACAGAAUCCAUUUUCUGGAGGGAGGCCUUGAGCAUUGGGGCAUGUGCGUGUGUGGUGUUUCUGGAAAACAGAGGGAGGGAGCCCCUCCGCUUUAGGAGACAGGAGGAGUGACUCAACCCCUCAACAGAGGCUCAGUGCUUUCCCAGACCCGGAAGAGGCACCUCCACGUAGAGCUUAGCAGAUGACACGGAAGACGUGUCCCUUGACUUUGGGAAUGAAGAGGAGUUGGCCUUAAGGAAGGCAAAAGUCAGGUAAGGAGGGGUCACAGGGUGCCUCUCCCAGCAGUGCCCCAUGGCCUUCUGCAGCUCCUGUCGGUUUCAUAAACAGACCUGUUUUUUAUGCACGACGCAUGUGCACACAAGUUUCUGAGUUUCUGCUUCACUAAUUGUGGUUGUUUUUUUCUGCUCAGCUGAAUUUGGGGCUUAUUUGCUAGACAGCUUGUUGGAAUUCUUUAUUUUGUAACUGCAUGGCACUGCUGUUCUUAUGGAAGCUACCUAAGUCUUUGGUACCCGCUGGCCACCUUUUUCCACCUCUUCUUCCGUGUGAGCGCCAUCAUGACCUACCUCUUCUGUGACUGGUUCAGCAAAAGCUUCAUCGCCUGCUUCCUCAUCAUCCUCCUCCUCCUCUCCUUUGACUUCUGGUCUGUGAAGAAUGUCACCGGAAGGCUGCUGGUUGGUUUGCGAUGGUGGAAUCAGAUCGACGAGGAUGGGAAGAGCCACUGGGUAUUCGAAGCAAAGAAGGGCUCUUCUGCUGUGCUCCCCCCCACUGAGGUCGAAGCCCGGAUUUUCUGGCUCGGGCUGAUCAUCUGUCCCGUCAUCUGGAUCCUUUUCUUCUUCAGCACCUUGUUCUCUUUGAAGUUGAAAUGGCUGGCACUGGUGGUAACUGGCAUCUGUCUCCAGAUGGCUAACCUUUAUGGCUAUAUCCACUGUAAACUAGGGGGAGCCCCCCAAACCAUCCGCAAAGUCACCCCACGCUUUCCUGCACAGGAGAUCUUCCAGAAGGUGGCCUUGGAAUGUUUGUACAAUCGGGAAAAACGGAUGGGAAUUGACUUGGUCCACGAUCACGUGGAAAGGAAUCUCAUACAGGAGGUUGAUUUGAUCAGGGCGUGCCAAGAGAAGAUGAGAAAGCUUGCAGAAAGAAUCGACCAGCAGAUUAACCUUAACAGAGAUGCUCAACAUGCGCUGGAGAGGGAUCUUGGUGAUAAAAGUUCAGCUCAUUUUAUUGAUGAGAAAUGCUAUAAUUUGAGGAAUACUUCGGACAGCAUCAACUACUACCAUGGAAUUGAGAAAAUCGAUGGGACAGUCUCAGUCCCUGAAACGUGGGCAAAGUUUAGUGAUGACAACAUCCGGUAUUCCCAGAAUGCCCGAGCCAACUCGGCCAUACUCUGCGAGGAAGCGAACCACACCCUGGAAGUCACUUCGGAUGAUAUGUGGAAACAGUGGACCGACAGCAACUUGGCCUUUACCUCUCGCAUAUCAGAAAUUGCAGAUUCCAAGAACCAGCUGCAAGCACAGCUGGCAAAGACUCUUCAAGAAAUCUUCCAGACAGAGAACACCAUCAUGUUACUGGAAAGAGCCAUCAUGGCCAAAGAGUGUCCGUUGAAGGUGGCCCAGACCCGCCUGGAAGCGAGGACCCGGCGGCCAAACAUGGAGCUGUGCCGGGACGUCCCCCAGUUCAAGCUGGUGAAUGAAGUGUUCACAAUCGACGACACCCUCCAGACUCUGAAGUUGCGCUUGCGUGAAGCCCAGGAUACUCUCCAGCUGCUGAUCCUGAACAAGUCGAAAUUGGAGCACGACCUGAUGGUGAAGGCCAACAGCCUGUUUAUCGACAAGGAGAAGUGCAUGGGGAUGCGGAAAACCUUCCCCAGCACGCCUCGCCUGGUCGGCUACACCUGAGGUUGCAACAGCCGCCUUUCGUGCUCCUAUCAAUCUGACAUAAAAGGUUGAAAAUCAUGGGA